UUAGGUUUCCCGGCUGGAGAUCCCGGGACGAUCGUACCCGUAAACGGUGGCAACAUAAGAGCUUACGUUUUUCUUUUUAACUUGCAGAUGUCCUUCUGUUUGAUGGCUUUCCUUGUUGGCAACUUGGUUGAAGGUCAACUCCUGUCCACGGGAGCAUUUGAAAUUUAUUAUAACGGUGAGUUAUACAUGUUUCCGUCACUUGCGUUUACGUGUAGUGAUAUCAAAUUAUCUUUCGUUGAAAUGCCUAGAACCUUCGAUUAUUACCUGUGUUGUCCAUAG
Echinostoma caproni is the source of this 279-nucleotide messenger RNA. The record is from the annotation of a GenBank genome assembly. NCBI's taxonomy places the organism in Eukaryota, Metazoa, Platyhelminthes, Trematoda, Plagiorchiida, Echinostomatidae.